Messenger RNA from Gongylonema pulchrum, 447 nucleotides. NCBI's taxonomy places the organism in Eukaryota, Metazoa, Nematoda, Chromadorea, Rhabditida, Gongylonematidae. The record is from the annotation of a GenBank genome assembly.
AUGUCACGAUCGUCCACAACUGCACUGUUGGUCAAAAAUAAAAUUUACACGUGGUGUAACUAUGCACUGCAGUUGAACAAACUUGAAGCAGUACGCGCCGCAUCAUCAGGUGAUGAAGCUGAUGAAGGGCGGGAUAUCCAGGCUACGGAUUCAAAAAUAACUGAUGAAUUAUUGGAAGAACGCCCGGAAGUUAAUCCGUUAGUGGCUUUCACACAGGAAACUGAGCAGCAUCAGGAAUCAGAAAUUGGGCAUCCGGAUCGCGAAGAACCUAUGGCUGUUGACAAAGAAACGGAAAGUCAAGAAAAACCCGCGGAUAAACAGCAUGAUGCCAGGGAGAAUGUGUGCACCGCGGAACAAGAACCUGAAGUGAAACAGGAGGCCAUGGAUGUAACAGAAGACACAGGAACAUGCUUAACCAAUCCUGUAGAAACGCAGGAAGAGGCGCCG